This is a messenger RNA of Trichoderma asperellum CBS 433.97, 639 nucleotides long. RefSeq lists its product as uncharacterized. NCBI's taxonomy places the organism in Eukaryota, Fungi, Ascomycota, Sordariomycetes, Hypocreales, Hypocreaceae. The record is from RefSeq and is a predicted model, not a curated record.
AUGCACACUCACUUCUUGCUUGCCUUGGGCCUUGUUGCCGGCUCUCCUCUGGUCCGCGCGGACAUGGAUGGCGGGUAUCUCAAGUCCAUGUUCAAAAGCCGCCUGCCCGUGCCAACGAGUUCAGAGUUUAUAGAUUCUCGCUUCUACUCGCUCUGGUCGUCUUUUCACAAGAUCUACCUUGAACAUUUGGCGUCAGCUACCAUGAGCAGCUCUGUUGCUGCUACUACUGUUGUUGUUACUACCACCAUCGAGCCGACUGAGCCAGUGUUUACCAUUGGCCCCGGGAGCCUCGUUCCCACGGCAUUUUCAGCAUCAGGGCCGAUCGAGACGGUUUCGUUCUCCACGACUGUCACUCAGUCCGUCUCUUCUUGCAACAGCACUUGCCCGUCCAUUACUGCUCCCCCUGUUCUUCCAGAAACCACUAGGGCUGUCCAGCCAUCGAAGAACGGCACCGCAGCAACAUCUACGGGAGGAGUAGAACCAGCUCCAGCUCCGAGAUCUACCAGCUCCAAGAGCCGUCCGUUUCCCAGCAAGACGCCGCCACCCUUGAACGGGCCCUUGAACGGCGCACCUACAAAUGCGGCUCCAGCGGUAGGCACUAUAAUUGUCGCCAUUGCCGGAUAUCUCAUGAUGCUCUAA